This is a messenger RNA of Folsomia candida, 1225 nucleotides long. RefSeq lists its product as uncharacterized. The transcript has 3 exons. The coding region runs from base 144 to 1106 and encodes 320 amino acids. The record is from RefSeq and is a predicted model, not a curated record. NCBI's taxonomy places the organism in Eukaryota, Metazoa, Arthropoda, Collembola, Entomobryomorpha, Isotomidae.
GCCUCCAUUUUCCAUCUUCUACUCGAACGAGCACCUUGUCCACUCUCAACUCUCAGCCAGAAAUAUUCCUUUUUGGAAAUUUCAAGCUUUUAUUUUAUUCCCAAUAGUUUUUUUUAUCUACCAAACACGUUAGUUGCCUAAGAAUGAGUGGAGAAAACAAGAAAGUUGAAAGGGGGGCUGGGGAGGGCUACUUCCAGUCGGCAGAUAUUCGUUAUAGGUCGCAGCCUAGUGGGGCGGCUCAAACUGCGCCAAAGAAGAAGCCUCUGACGUUGAAGGAAGAGCUGGCUGAGGCUCAGAAAGCUUCAAAUAAGACGUAUGACAAGCCCAUUACGAAUGAUCAACUGUUAAGUAUGGUGACGGGAAUCUCGUCGAAGUUGAGCAUCUUGUCCAAGACAGCACAACAAGAGUGGAAGGACAGUAUGGAUGGAAACGUAAGGGCUGCAAGUUUGGACUUGAGAAGAUCACAGGAUAGAAUGAAGGCCGCCACUAAUUCGCUGCUUGCCAAUUUGACUGGAUUUGGUAGGAAGAUUUCCCAAAGAAGUCGGGAACUGGCCAACGUGAAUGUGGCUCCCGUCCCAGUCAAGCAUAACGUAAGCAAGCUCUAUGAACUCUCCAUUGUUGCAGUAAUGCGACAGAAGGAAGAAGAAAGAAAACAGUUGGAAGAAGCUAAAAAUAAGAAAGAAUCUCAAGCUGUACAGGAAGCAAAAAAGCCUCAACAGAAGGAGGAAGAAGCAAUUGAGAAAGGUGAAUACGAUAAGCCGACACAGGAAGCAACCAUGAUGAUGAAAACAGAAGAAGUGGGGAACCUAAUGAAAGAAGCGGUGGGUAAAGUGGUGGAAGAAGAAGCGGCAGCUGAAGGAGUGGAAAAGGAAGCGGUAGCUGAAGGAGUGGAAAAGGAAGCGGUAGCUGAAGUAAUAGAAAAACAAGCGGCAGCUGAAGGAGUGGAAAAGGAAGCGGUAGCUGAAGUAAUAGAAAAACAAGCGGCAGCUGAAGGAGUGGAAAAGGAAGCGGUAGCUGAAGUAAUAGAAAAAGUAAUGGAAGAAGCCGCGGUGAAAGUUGAAGAAGAAGGGGAGGCAAAAGUAGAGGAAGGAGUUGUAGCGAAGUAAGAUAAGAAGCUUGGCCGACGACAAGUUAAUAUUUUAUAAUGAACUUUAUCAUUCUACGGAUAAUAAUAAUAAUGAAUUAAAAACUGAACUUUGUAAAAUAAAAAAAAUCAAAACCGAAA